AUGCUUGGCGCAGGCCAAGAAGUUGGCCGCUCAUGCUGCGUCCUUCAGUAUCGUGGAAGAACGAUUGUUUGUGAUACGGGUGUGCAUCCUGCGCACAGUGGGAUGGCGUCCCUUCCGUUUAUCGACGAAUUAGACUGGAGCACUGUAGAUGCCAUACUUAUUACGCAUUUUCACUUGGAUCAUGCCGCUGCUUUGACGUACAUAACCGAAAAAACAAAUUUCAGAGAUGGAAAGGGCAAGGUUUACAUGACUCACCCGACGAAAGCAGUGCACAAGUUCAUGAUGCAGGAUUAUGUUCGGACGAGUUCAUCGUCUUCUGAUGCUCUAUUUUCGCCUUUGGACAUGACGAUGUCCCUGGCUUUCAUCAUCCCUGUUUCAGUGCACCAACUGAUCACUGUUUGCCCUGGAGUCUCCUUCACUCCCUAUCAUGCUGGCCACGUCCUGAUUCUCUACACUGGCGACUACUCUCGAGAAGAGGACCGGCAUCUUGUCAAAGCAGAGCUACCCCCAAUCAGACCAGAUGUGCUUAUUGUGGAGAGCACUUUCGGCACUCAAACGUUGGAAGGUCGGGAAGAAAAAGAGCUGCGUUUCACGAACCUCGUUCACUCGAUCAUCCGCCGAAACGGACACGCCCUCCUCCCUGCCUUUGCUCUCGGUCGCGCGCAAGAACUCCUACUCAUCCUUGACGAGUAUUGGAAAAAGCAUCCAGAUUUGCACAAUGUUCCUAUUUAUUACGCUUCUAGCUUGGCAAAAAAGUGCAUGGCUGUUUAUCAGACCUAUAUCCACACGAUGAAUUCGAAUAUCCGAUCAAGAUUCGCGAAACGAGAUAACCCUUUCGUAUUCAAGCAUAUCUCGAAUGUCCCUCAAACUCGUGGUUGGGAGAAGAAGAUUGCUGAAGGACCUCCGUGUGUUGUGCUUGCUAGUCCCGGAUUCAUGCAAGUCGGACCCAGUCGAGAGCUGUUUGAGCUAUGGGCAUCGGACUCGCGAAAUGGAUUGGUUGUCACUGGAUACUCUAUUGAAGGAACCCCGGCUAGGGACCUCCUGAACGAGCCAGAAGACUUUGUCACACUCAAGGGCAACACUAUACCAAGAAAGAUGUCUGUGGAAGCUAUUUCAUUCAGUGCUCACGUCGACUAUUCUCAGAACUCUGAAUUUAUCGAGGCUGUUGGUGCUCAGCAUGUGGUGUUGGUCCAUGGCGAACAAAACACGAUGGGCCGGCUGAAAGCAGCCAUGACAUCGAGAUACAAGGAGCGGAAGGAAGACGUCAAGAUCCAUACGCCUAGGAAUCUAGAAACAUUGCAGUUGUCCUUCCGGGGCGAGCGAGUGGCCAAGGCUAUCGGUACUCUUGCAGACAGACCGCCACAGCCAAGCGAUAUCCUCGAGGGACUGUUGGUCGCGAAAGACUAUUCUUAUACCCUCCUAGACCCGCGUGACUUGCGCGACUUUGCGGGUCUGACGACGUGUACAGUUACUCAACGGCAGAAGAUUGUUCUGGGUGUUGGCUGGUUACUAGUCAAAUGGCACUUAGAAGGUAUGUAUGGCUCGGUGGAGGAAGGGCUGGACAAGGACGGUGUUCCGACCAUGAGGGUUAUGGGCGUCGUUGACGUUAAGCUUACCGCCGAGCACGAAAUGACUCUGGAAUGGGAGUCGAGCUCUAGCAAUGACAUGAUCGCUGACUCGACUUUGGCGCUCAUCACUGGAAUCGACAAGAGCCCUGCUUCGGUAAAACUAACGACCAGCUCACACUCACACUCGCAUUCUCCUUCUGAAGCAGAGCAUAAGCAUCCGCACGCGGACCAUGAAGGCGAGGAAGCCUCUCGUCUGAGAAUCCAAAGACUGUGCAUGUUCCUCGAAGCUCAUUUUGGCGACGUCGAACUACAUAUGCCCGAAGCCACCGACGAAGAGCCAGAAUUGGGCGAAGAUGAUCGGGACCCAUCUCUCCUUGUUCGCCUUGAUGAGGCUGAUGCUCAGAUCAGUCUUGUUACGCUGACCGUGGGAAGUUCCAGUGAAACUUUGAAGAAACGGGUGGAGGCUGUCCUGGAUAUGGCGCUGACCACGGUGGGCUCGCUUUCGGAAUCUUUUGCAUCGGGGGCUCCGUUGGUAGACACUGGUGUAUCACAAGACAAGGGUGAUAAAGCGGCCGACACUGAGAUGGGCCACACCGAAGCACAGUCGGUGACAGCUUAG
This is a messenger RNA of Cyclocybe aegerita, 2187 nucleotides long. NCBI's taxonomy places the organism in Eukaryota, Fungi, Basidiomycota, Agaricomycetes, Agaricales, Hemipholiotaceae. The record is from the annotation of a GenBank genome assembly.